This is a messenger RNA of Acyrthosiphon pisum (pea aphid), 1113 nucleotides long. RefSeq lists its product as uncharacterized. The record is from RefSeq and is a predicted model, not a curated record. Lineage: Eukaryota; Metazoa; Arthropoda; Insecta; Hemiptera; Aphididae. The transcript is spliced from 2 exons. Bases 1 to 1113 code for a protein of 370 amino acids.
AUGAAUGCAGCUGAAAUAUUUGAUGUAGUAACAGGAAAAUUAAAGAAACCAAUUUUAGCAAAAAUCGGUAAUGCAACUGAAGAUGAAGCGAGAAAAAGGCAUAGCGUUGAUUUUUCAAUAUGGAAAAGGGCAGAUAAUAAGGCUCAAAAAUGUAUUGUCACAUCGUUAGAUGAACAACCUCUACAAUACAUUAUGAACUGUGACACAGCAAAUGGUAUGUGGAACAAAUUACUUAGUGUGUAUGAACAGAUGUCGGACACAAGCAUAACAAUAGUACAACAAAAGUUCUAUCGUUAUACAAUGGAUCCAAAAGACAAUAUAGCAGGUCAUAUUUCAAAAUUAGAAAAUCUAAGUAGACAACUAAAACAAUUGGGAGAACCUAUCUCAGAAUCAAUGUUGAUUACAAAAAUUUUGAUGACAUUACCUGAUACCUAUAGGCACUUCUACAGUGCAUGGGACUCAAUGCAUAGUGCAAACAGAACGCUAGAACAGUUAACCACUCGAUUGAUGUUGGAAGAAACACGACAAGUGCAAGGACAGGAGGUCCGUGAUGAUGGUGCUGAAAGUAGUGCUUUGACUGCAACCAAAGGCAAGAUAUUCAAAAAGGAACAAGAAGAAAAUAAAUCAACUUCCGGUUUGGCGCUUAUUGGUGCACUAAGAAAAAUUGAAGAAAUCGACGACUCAGACAAAUGGUAUGUAGACUCAGGUGCGAGCGACCACAUGACAAAUCGAAAAGAGUGGUUCGUCGAUUGUAAACAUUUUGAUGUGCAUUCUCAUGUACGUAUUGGAGAUGGUAAGCACAUUAUGGCAGUCGGAAAAGGUAACAUAAAUAUUCAUACUUAUGUUGACAAUAAGUGGAUAAAAGGCUACUUAGAAAAUGUUUUGUAUGUACCUGAUCUAAAGGUAAAUUUAUUUUCUUGUGGGGCAUGCCUUGAUAAAGGAAUAACAAUGGUGACAGACUGUAAAGGUUGCACAUUUAAAAUUAAUAAUCGUGUAAUUGCAGUCGGUGUUCGUGAGGAUAAAUUGUUUACAAUGCUAAUCAAAACAGAUAUUCCACAGGAAAUUGGACACUGUGUUAACGUUGCAGUUAAGAAAUUAACAUUAGAAUACUGA